ACUACAGGAGAAUUGCAGGCAGCCGUCCUCACUGUAAUACCCCAGCCUCCGCUCCCCCUCCUUUCUCUCUCUCUCUCUCUCUUUCUCCCUCUCUCUCUCUCUUUCUGUCUUUCUAUUACUGUCUCAGAAAAAAGAAUACAACACACUAGCUUCAUUUGAAGCAACAGCAAUUUAAAUGCUUGCAGCUCAAUCACUGUAUUCAGAUACUGCUGGAAUAGCAGAGCAUUCAAGCUCAGGCAGCAGCGAACUGAAAACCUGACCAUUUGAAAAAGAAAAAUACUGAAGGAAAGAAAGAAAGAAGAAAACCCAACAACAAUCCCAUAACUCGCUUCAGCUCAUUCAUAUUUCUUCCCCCAGCAGCACUGGGGAAGGGACUGGGCAGCUCGGUCUCAGAGACUCUCCUGCUCCCAACUUCUGCAUCUUGACGACAUGGCACUGACACUCCCAGGAACUGUUCCCCUCUGUAUGGUCAGCCUUGGAAUUCUACUCGUGGUGUGUGCGGUCCCUGCUGAAGCUGGGCUGUCUCAGAAACAUGGUCCAGAUAUUGCUGAUGACAGCAAUGACAACAUCACCAUCUUCACGCGCAUUCUGGACAGGCUGUUGGAUGGGUAUGACAACAGACUGAGACCUGGGCUUGGAGACAGUGUAACUGAAGUCAAGACAGACAUUUACGUGACGAGUUUCGGCCCUGUCUCAGACACAGACAUGGAAUACACCAUUGAUGUUUUUUUCCGUCAGUCUUGGAGAGAUGAAAGGCUAAAGUUUGAUGGCCCCAUGAAGGUCCUACCCCUUAACAACCUGCUGGCCAGCAAGAUCUGGACCCCUGACACCUUCUUUCACAAUGGCAAGAAAUCAGUAGCCCACAACAUGACCACACCCAACAAGCUUCUGCGCCUGGUGGAUAAUGGCACCCUCCUGUACACCAUGAGGUUAACAAUCCAUGCCGAGUGCCCCAUGCACCUGGAGGACUUCCCAAUGGAUGUACAUGCCUGCCCACUGAAGUUUGGAAGCUAUGCCUACACGAAGACAGAGGUAAUCUAUACUUGGACGCUGGGGAAAGAUAAGUCAGUAGAAGUGGCAAAAGGUGGAUCUCGCCUCAAUCAGUAUGAUCUUUUGGGCCAUGUUGUUGGAACAGAGAUGGUUCGAUCUAGUACAGGAGAGUACGUCGUCAUGACCACACAUUUUCACCUCAAGCGGAAGAUUGGGUACUUUGUGAUACAGACAUACCUGCCCUGCAUUAUGACUGUCAUCCUAUCACAGGUCUCCUUCUGGCUUAACAGAGAGUCUGUCCCUGCCCGAACUGUUUUUGGUGUUACCACAGUCCUCACCAUGACCACCCUCAGCAUCAGCGCCAGAAACUCCUUACCAAAAGUGGCGUAUGCGACGGCCAUGGACUGGUUCAUAGCCGUCUGUUACGCCUUUGUGUUUUCUGCGCUGAUCGAAUUUGCUACAGUCAACUACUUCACCAAACGCAGCUGGGCCUGGGAUGGCAAAAAGGUACUGGAGGCCCAGGAGAUGAAGCCACUUCCCAUGGCUCAGAUGGUUUGCAUCAGAUCCAAGGAUUUGAAAUGAACUUCAUCUUGGAUCUUCAGGUAUGAGGCUCCUAGCUUAGCUGUGACUCCCAAGGCUUCCAGGAUCCCAGCUCCAUGAAGCUCUGAGAUCAUCAACUCUGGAGCAGUCUCCAUGGCAGCAGAUCAAGCCCCAUGGACUUGUUCUGAGGCAAUGCUCCAGGUGGGUUACAGAGAAGCUGGGUAGGACAGCAGGCAGGCAUCUAACAGGUAUCAAUCUGGCAGGCAUGUUUUGAAGCUGCCCAAAAAGCAGACCUCCUUUGCCACCCUGCCUGUGUUUUGUUGAAAGAUCUGCCCAAAUUUUAUCUGCAAAAGGUUUCAGUUUUGUUAAAUUUUUCCCUUUUCAGUGGGAAAUCUGUCCCUUUGACUUGGCUGAAGAUACAGUGAUUUGUAUGCAGUGAAUGCAUCGUGAUGAAGUACAGCUAAAUAUGGAAAAUGCUGCCAUACUAUUCUUUGUUCCAACACGGCAUCAACUAAGAGCAAAUUUAUAAUGAGAUUGAGACAUACAAAAACACUGCUUCAUAUUUUUUAUUAUGCCAUUAGCCCUAAUAAUUCAUUGGAGUCAGGUUCCCAAAUGUUGGGUACAUAGUUGCACGUACAAUGUCUGUCUAAUUUGCAUUCAAAUUGUGCACACAAAAUAGAUAAGCAGCUACGCAAUCAUCUUAUUUAUGUGCCCAAAUGCAUUAAUUCUUAAUAUUAACUAAGUCAGACGUAUAAAUAUCAAAAUCAUUCCCUUUGUAUACCCACCUGGGAAAUUCUAGAGUAGCUUUCAGAUGAUGGCCUUUUAUAUUCUUUGUGAGUUAGUGAUCAUUUUUGGAGACAUUUUGCUUCCUUUGCUAAUUUUAGAUCAUAAUUGUUGGCCUGCAUUAUUUGGCAUUUGUAGUUCUGUUGUUUAUGGAGAGCAUGUGCAUAACUUAGUUGCAACACAGCUAACCACGUUGUCAUUUAAAAAACUAUUCAUUUUGCUGGUUAGAGAGUAGUUUUUUGUUGUCAUGGUAACCUUUUCGGUAUUGAGGCUCAUAGACAGAGGAAAGGUAAGUGCUGAAAAUUGCCUUUACAUGCCAUGUUUUAGUGUAGUUUCAAACGCAAGAGAAGGUGACGGACAAUUUUCAUCGAAUGAAAUUUCAAAUGUCGUUUUGAAAUACUUUGUACACUAAAUUCUUUCCUUGCCUGGAGGGAAUGGAAUGGAAUUCAGUUAGAGAUACUUAAGGUAUCCUCAAGCAUUUUACAAAGCAAAUUGAGUUAAAUGCUGACAGAAUGAGUUUACAAUGAUACACUCAACACACGGCCUUGUAGAUUAGAAUUUCUUUCCCUGAGAGAGAAGAUAUAGACUAUUCCACCAGCAUUAGUUUCUGUCAGAGUGAAUAGAAUUUUUGUCCCUUUACUAGAAAGCUGACCAAAUAGA
Gavialis gangeticus (Gharial) is the source of this 2973-nucleotide messenger RNA. RefSeq names its product gamma-aminobutyric acid type A receptor alpha3 subunit (gene GABRA3). The coding region runs from base 430 to 1572 and encodes 380 amino acids. Gene Ontology annotation, cellular component: postsynapse; synapse; dendrite membrane. The record is from RefSeq and is a predicted model, not a curated record. NCBI's taxonomy places the organism in Eukaryota, Metazoa, Chordata, Crocodylia, Gavialidae. The transcript is spliced from 10 exons. Gene Ontology annotation, biological process: gamma-aminobutyric acid signaling pathway; nervous system process; signal transduction. Gene Ontology annotation, molecular function: GABA-A receptor activity; GABA-gated chloride ion channel activity; inhibitory extracellular ligand-gated monoatomic ion channel activity.